Molecule: messenger RNA, 1908 nt
Organism: Cryptococcus deneoformans JEC21
Lineage: Eukaryota; Fungi; Basidiomycota; Tremellomycetes; Tremellales; Cryptococcaceae
Exons: 4
Coding region: 591-1658 (355 amino acids)
Source: RefSeq, a predicted model, not a curated record
CUAUCUGCACGUAGGAAGAACUCGCAUUCUUUGUCGUUGCUCCACAAGCAAAAAAAGCAAGUACUACAGAACUCUCGGGGUGCCGCGAAAUACCAAUUCGGCUCGAUAGUUACCGCCCCUCCGGAUCUCCUUGUUCGUCCGACGCCUUAGCCUCCCAUCACGACGGCUUGGCCUGGUCAACUUUUUGUGAAAAGGUGUAGACAGAUAUAUACACCCCACCCCCGCCCCCGCCCCCAGACUUGACUUCCUUUCACAAUAUCCACGUCGACGGUCAACGCUACAAGAAGACUUUUGACAGCCAGCUUCCACAACCUCCUUGUCCCUUUCAUUAUCUGAUCAACACAUUGGAACAUUAUCCUUUGCAUAUCAUUUCUUGUCCCAAAGGAAGAACCUCCAUUACUCCACCGAAGUUGUAACCACGACGGUCGUGUGACGCCCUACCGAUCACCAACCAUCCUUUACCGGCUUACAAUAUAGCCUAUAUAUAUCAACGAUAGUACGACGCUAGCACCACUUAUUUACUUCCUCCACUCUCACAGACAGCCCAAGAUAGUUGUCCGUAUCUCAACAUCUCGUCCUCGACUACCAAUAUGAUGAUGGCCUCAUCUGUUCUUGCCCCACCUCACUCCCGCCCCAUUUCCCACACUCCUUCACCAACUGCUUCGCCCAAGCUUGUACCAGUCGCGGGCACCAUGGCACCAAUAUCACUCUCCCUCUCCUCUUCCGCUUCUUCAGCACCUACAACCACCGCUGCCUCUCAUGGUACGCUCAGUCAGAGUGCCCCCACCCGCAGCUUCGUCCGAGGACCUCAAGCAAGACCCUAUGGUCCCCCUAUGUCGAGAAAGAAGGAGCUCGAUGGUGACACAAAGCGCUUCGCGGAGCUUGUCGUCGAGACGGUCGAUGAGCGACGGAGACUUUCACUGGCUGCUAGCUCUCCAGUCUCACGCGGGAGGACGCUCGAGGGUGAGAAAGGUUUGGUCGAAAUGGUGGAGAAUGUAAGCUUGCAAGGCGCACAUGAAGCGAGGAGCAUUGAGAGACGCGGUACACAAGGUAGGAUGAUGAGCGGCAGCUGGGAAGCCGAAAGGGCGGACCUCAUUGUCGAUUAUCCAGUCUGGAGCCCCGGCUGCUUCCAAGACCUCUCUACCCUUCAAUCACUCCGCGAAAAGACGCUGUCCCACAUCCACCUGCUUUUGUCCCACCUCCAGAACGCCCAUCACAUUCACGCGACCUAUCGUCUUUUGGCACGGUCUGCCGUGGCUUGCCCCGUAUCCAACCCCUCGCCUUUCUAUCACGGUUGGGGCUGCAUCCGCCUGGCUCCGUGUGCCUCUCAAGAGCAUGGUCGAGCUGGUGCUAAAGUUCGACGGGCAAGCUUGGUUCACUCCGGCAGACCGUUGUCCUUUUCUCCAGAGCGAAAGAUGAGCGACAGCGCAGUGAUCGACUCUGACGAUGAAGACUCGUCUCCUCACAUGUCUCCGCGUACGUCUGAGAUCAAGCUGAGGGAAGGCUUUUGGAGUGGAAGUGCAAGUGGGAGCGAGGACGAGGACGAGGAGGAAGUUGCCGAUGUGAUUGUUGCGCGAGAGAUUGAGAAAAGGGGCGGUAAAGAAGGAAUGGCCUUCUUGAUGACUCUUUUUGGCCAGCCUGCAAUCAUUCUCACUUAAUCUCAAAUUGCUACUGUUGCUCGAUAUCAGUGUAUACAUACCAAUUACAUCGACCAACCACAUGUUGUACUAUCCCCAUCUCUUUCACCUCCUUCGCAACGAAGUCGAAGUCAACAUCAUCAAUUUAAUAAGGAUCAUCAUCCGCGUUUUAGUGUACGAGGAAUGGAAGAGAGUUGGCUUGUUUUUCUUACUUGAAUUAUACUAGUAUGGCAUUCCUAGCGAAAUGUAUUCAUUGACGAUGUAGAUCAUC